AUGACUUAAUUGUAUGAUGAUGGAAGAAUGUAAAAUCGAGUGUAAAUUAAUUGGUAUUUUGAUGAAAAAGAAGAUUUGAAUAAAUUAUAUUUUAUGGAAUUUAUAAUUGAUAAGAAAUUUCAUUAAUAACGAAAUAUAUGGACAGAGAUUAAUUUGUCUAUUUUCCUUUGUUAUGAUAAAUUAAAUAAAGAUCAGAAUAACAAAAAUAAAGGAAAAGUGCUAAUUAUCACAAGUACAUAAAUAAAAUUGGAAAAAUUAUAAAAUAAAUUAUUCGUGGAUAAAAACAGUUGUUAAAUAUUGAUUAGUUCUUAUAUAAGUAGAAUAGUUAAUUUGAUAAAAUAAUGUGGAAAGGAAAUAACUUCUAAAGUUAAAUUCUGUGGAAGGAAUCCAGAAAAGUUAAAUGGGAAGUUCCAAGUAUCUAAAAACACAAUUAACAAUACUAUAAAGUAAGAUAGAAGAGAUUCGAUUAAUGAGUUAUGA
Messenger RNA from Paramecium octaurelia, 480 nucleotides. The record is from the annotation of a GenBank genome assembly. NCBI's taxonomy places the organism in Eukaryota, Ciliophora, Oligohymenophorea, Peniculida, Parameciidae.